Messenger RNA from Penicillium daleae, 1608 nucleotides. Its product is annotated as sugar porter family MFS transporter. The transcript is spliced from 4 exons. The record is from RefSeq and is a predicted model, not a curated record. Gene Ontology annotation, molecular function: carbohydrate:proton symporter activity. Gene Ontology annotation, cellular component: membrane. Gene Ontology annotation, biological process: transmembrane transport; carbohydrate transport. NCBI's taxonomy places the organism in Eukaryota, Fungi, Ascomycota, Eurotiomycetes, Eurotiales, Aspergillaceae. The coding region runs from base 1 to 1608 and encodes 535 amino acids.
AUGGGUGGCAUUCUACACCUCGUUGAGGACCGGCCAACUCCUCCCUCGGUCUACAAUUGGCGAGUCUACGUGCUCGCUCUCAUUGCAUCAUGUGGUUCCAAUAUGAUCGGUUAUACGAGUGCUUUCAUCGGUACCACUGUCACACUUACAUCCUUCAAGGAUGAAUUUGGUAUGGAAAAUAUGUCCAAGGCAGGCAGGGACCUGAUCAGUGAAAACAUUGUCUCCCUCUUCAUCGCCGGGGCUUUCUUCGGUGCUCUCUUCACAUACGGACUUAGCCACUGGAUCGGACGCAAGUGGUGUCUGGCCAUUUCUUCCGCAUUGUUCUCUUUGGGUGCUGGCCUUCAGUGCGGUGCCAACUCUGCUCGUGGUCUCGGUAUCCUGUAUGCUGGCCGUGUCUUGUCUGGUCUGGGUACGGGUAUUGCGUCCAACAUCAUUCCCAUCUAUCUGUCUGAGCUGGCUCCCCCGGCUAUUCGAGGCCGUCUCGUUGGUCUCUAUGAACUGGGAUGGCAGAUUGGUGGUUUGGUUGGCUUCUGGAUUAACUAUGGUGUUGAGCAACAUUUGGCCCCAAGCCAUCAGCAGUGGAUCAUUCCAUUUGCCAUUCAGCUCAUUCCUGCUGGCAUGCUGUUCAUCGGUUCGCUGUGGAUUCGGGAAUCCCCCCGUUGGCUCUUCCUCCACGACCGCCGCAAGCAAGCAGUGGAAAAUCUCUGCUGGAUCCGCCAGCUUACUGCGUCUGAUCUCUAUAUCACUGAAGAGAUUGCCGCCAUUGACCAAGCACACGAGGAGCAAAAGGCUAUCGUCGGCCUCGGCUUCUGGAAGCCUUUCCAGGCCCUUAGCAAGCGUCCCAACAUGAUGUGGCGCUUGUUCCUGGGAUGUAUGCUCUUCUUCUGGCAAAAUGGCUCGGGAAUUAACGCUAUCAACUAUUAUUCGCCUACAAUUUUCUCGAGCAUUGGUGUUGCCAGUGACACCGUUAGCAUUAUGACGGGUAUUUUCGGAGUUGUCAAGGCGGCCAUGACCUUCGUCUGGCUACUCUUCCUGGUUGAUCAACUGGGAAGACGUAAGCUUCUUCUUAUUGGUGCCGUUACUGGAUCUGUCUGUAUGUGGGUUAUUGGUGCCUACAUCUAUAUCGUCGAGCCAGCCGAUCACCCUACUAGCACCUUGAACGGUGGUGGUAUCGCCGCUAUCGUCUUCUUCUACCUGUGGACCGCGGUCUAUACUCCUACAUGGAACGGUACCCCUUGGGUCAUCAACUCUGAAUUCUUCGACCCCAACUUCCGAUCACUGGCUCAGGCCUGCACGACUGCCAGCAACUGGCUCUUCAACUUCCUCGUCUCGCGCUUCACCGAACAGAUGUUCGCGACCAUGGGAUACGGUGUCUACUUCUUCUUCGCCUCCCUGUCCUUCCUCGCAUUCUUCUUUGCCUUCUUCCUCAUCCCUGAGACCAGUGGUAUCCCUCUGGAGAAGGUCGAGCGCCUGUUCAAGAUCAAGCCUAUCUGGAACGCGAACAAGAAGCUGAAGGCCGAGCUGGCUGCAGAAGACGAGCAGUUCCGAUUCGAUGUCAAAGAUGGUGCUCUUCACCAAGAGAAUCAAGAUUCAUCGGACGAGCCUUGA